AUGCCCGACUCAGACGACGCCCUGCUAGCCAGAUUAAACGCUCUGCGAAAGUCUCCCGUCACACUAACCAAAACGACCUCCCUGGACCUUCCAGCAACAGCACAACGAACCACAGACUCAGACCUAUCGGCGCGAUUCCGCAGCCUGACGCCCAACAGCACCAUCGCAUCCCCAUUCCAAGAGUCAGAAGAUACAGAGCACAACGAAGAAGAUGACAGGACCAUCGAAGAGUUAUUGCAAGAUCUAGGGCCGGAAGAACAAUGGUCUGUCCAGCGUGAUGAGGGCGAGCGGAUCCGCGACUUGAUGGCUGAAGCCAAGAGUGCUCUUCCUGUUGAAGACACAGAGAAAGAGGAGGGUAAAGAUGUGGAUAUUGAAGUUGGAGUCAUUGAACCUGAUCACGAUGAUGAAGAAGAUGACGCGGACAAAGAGCGCAAUGAGGACAAGAGAGAUGACGAGGAAGCCGAUGAUUACGUGCAGCGCGUGCUCGCCGAGCUUGCGUUGGAGAAGAAAUAUGGCGGCUCCGAAGAUGAGGAAAAUGCAGAUGACGGACAGAAGGAAGAUGACGACAAUGGACUAUCUCUACCUUCGGCGCCUACUGAGCUGCCAUCAUCACCUGCCCCUGACCAGGACGCCAGCAUUGACGAUGCGCUCUCGGCACGUUUUGCUUCCCUGUCGCUACCUGGAGUGCCUUCUUUCAAUCCGGCGAAGAAGCCUGUCAACAUCCAGAAGAGCGUCAAGUCCAACUUGCCCAAAUACACAGAUGAAGACAUGGAGAGCUGGUGCUGCAUCUGCAACGAAGACGCCACUGUAAAAUGCAUGGGCUGCGAUGGCGAUCUAUACUGCCAGGAAUGCUGGAGAGACGGUCACGGAAAUGGACCUGGUCAAGAAAGAGGCCACAGAGCACUUGCUUACGCCAAAGACGCUUCCUGA
Molecule: messenger RNA, 930 nt
Organism: Aureobasidium uvarum
Lineage: Eukaryota; Fungi; Ascomycota; Dothideomycetes; Dothideales; Saccotheciaceae
Source: the annotation of a GenBank genome assembly